UCAAGUUUUUUUUGCAAUAUCUCCUUCUUUUAAUUUUGUGUGAAUUUAACAUUUUCAACAAAGAAAUUUACUCAGCACAAAGAAACAUGAAAUCAAAGGUGACGGCGGCGGCGGUUGGCGCUCGCGCCAAAAGUGUUUCAACUCCAAUUACCACUCGUGGCAAGGCAACACAGCAACAACAAGAACAACAACCUUCACCGCAUUCACUUCAAGCUAACAAAACAAUUCUAAGAAGCAUUUCGAUUUUUUUGGCUAGUGGCAAGAGAAAUAGUCAUCAGUCGAGGAACACUUCAGGCUCCACAAGGAAGCGGACAGGUAAAAUGGAAUUGAACGGUAAAUCAAAUCCAAAGCUGCUGGAAAGUUUGAGAAGAAAAACUAGGUUUUCAAAGGACGAAAUUGAUGCGCUCUAUAGAAUCUACAGAAAGUUGGUCUCAAACUGCCAAUAUGCAGCGAAAGCCCUAGCUGCUAAUUCUUCAAGUUCUGUUAUUGCUAAGCCCCACUCCACUGUCGAGGGCAUCGACAGGAUAAUAUUUCGUGAGCUUUUACACAGUACAUUUGAUAUUGUAACGGAAGAAAUCUUAAUGGAAAGAAUAUUCUGUAGUUGGGAUAAGACACACGAAGGACUUCCGCUUCGCUUAGAAGGAUGGUUAACCGGAUUGUCAGUUUUUCUUCGUGGCAACAAAGCAGAGAAAGCAGCCUUUUGCUUUAGAGUUUACGAUUUAAAUGCUGAUGGAUUUAUCACAAAAGAUGAAAUGUUUACGUUAUUGAAAAAUUGUUUAAUUAAACAACCCCAAGAUGAAGAUCCAGAUGAAGGUGUUAAAGAUUUAGUAGAAAUAGUUUUGCGAAAGUUUGAUGUAGAUAAAGAUGGAAAAGUUUCUUUCGAUGAUUUUUUAGCAACAAUUAAUGCUCAACCUUUAUUAAUAGAAGCUUUUGGACAGUGCCUUCCCACAGAAAAUGCGAUUGUUUCAUUCUUUUCAACACUUCAAAUAUAAAUAUAAUUUAUAAUACUAGUAAAUUUACUUUUUAAAUUGUUAAAAAUUCUGAAAGAAAAACUUUCAGCACCUA
Molecule: messenger RNA, 1065 nt
Organism: Eupeodes corollae
Lineage: Eukaryota; Metazoa; Arthropoda; Insecta; Diptera; Syrphidae
Product: calaxin
Exons: 5
Coding region: 87-992 (301 amino acids)
Molecular function (GO): calcium ion binding
Source: RefSeq, a predicted model, not a curated record